CUGUAGCUAAAAUCACCCCCUUUGUCGGCAAAAAUGGUACUUUCCAGGAAGUCUCGUACAAUGUGCCUCUUUGAUGUUUUGUUUCGUUUGUUUAGUGAAACAAUUCAAAGUUCCGUCCGGAUAGCUGCCGACUGAAAACCGCAAAACUGUUUCUUAAAAAAUGCUGGACGGUUACAGAAAAUUUAACUGCAUUUAGUGCUCGUAAACAGCUGAAUAACCAGCUAACGGUACCUGAGCCGCCUGCCAUUCAGCUAUCAUGCCAGACUGGGUCACUUUGUGUGCGGUCAUUAGCUUGCUGUUAAGUCUUCUAACGGUAGCCUGUUACUUUUUCUACUCGGGACUCCUGUCAGACAUUACCGUACUAACUGGCUCUCCUCCCAUAAAGAAGAUUACAUUCGCUUACAAAUUCAAAAAAGGACCGUACAAAAACUGCAGACAACUUUUUAAGGAGUCUUACAGUAUUGGACCAAAGCUUUCAUGUAUCGGAAUAUUUUAUGAUGAUCCUAAAAAGGUGCCUGGACCUCAGUGCCGCUAUGCUGUUGGCAGUAUUCUGAGUGAGGGAGAAGACAAGGCCAAUGAGGAGCUUCUAAACUGCUAUGAGACAUCUGGCUUUAAGGUUUUUUCCUUUCCUGAAGUCACACACGUGGUCACUACCUCGUUCCCCCACAGGACAUUUUUCUCUGUCCUCUUGGGAGUAAGAAGAGUCUACCCACGACUAGACCACUACAUCAAGGAAAGGAGGCUGUGUGCACACCCGUUCCUUGAGAUCUACAGAGAAGGUCUGAUCCAGUUCAUGGCCCCUUUGGCUCGGCAGGGAGAUUUCUAUGUGCCUGAAGUCCGACAGGCAGAAAGAAGGCUGUCAGAACAAGAGGAAUCAUAUAGUGACACAGACAUCUCAGGUGCAGACUCAAACAGUGAAUACAGCUCGGGGAGUGGGAUUCUCCUGUCAGACAGCAGAGAGACGUCCCUGGCAGCGUCCUCUGUCCACUCUGUGCCUGUCCAGGAUCAAGGGGAUAGAGAGUACAGAGGGAGAAGCUCCAGGGAAACCUCAUUUAAAGAGCUGGACUGGGAACAGACUGAUGAACAACAGGAAGAGAGACAAGAGCAGCUUCAUGGAGACUCUGACCAGAAGAGUACGGAGGUUCCCACUCAGAAGUGGUGGGGUGUUGUUGGAGGCGAGGAGUGAAAGUCCAGUCAGACUUCUUAUUGUCAGUAAAUCCCAUGAAAAGACCAAAACCAACAAUGUUUUUUUAGAGACAUAAAUCUUUAAAAAAUGGUCAUGAAUGUAAACUUUCAUUUUUUUAAAAGGUUACUAAUUUCCUAAAACAGCUGGGCACUGUGGUUCUUUGCAAACGUUACUCAACAGGAGUAAAUAGUGUAUUUGUUGGGGGAUUAUUUUUUGGAUGAAUACACAUUUGGUGCUCUAGUGAGUAUUUACAGCAACAGGGAGGCGUAUUUAGGACUGAUUCAAAAUAAACCACAGUGCUCAUGUUUGUGGUAAUAAAGGAACAUUUCACCUAG
Thunnus maccoyii (southern bluefin tuna) is the source of this 1521-nucleotide messenger RNA. Its product is annotated as testis-expressed protein 264 homolog. The transcript is spliced from 4 exons. Lineage: Eukaryota; Metazoa; Chordata; Actinopteri; Scombriformes; Scombridae. Bases 257 to 1186 code for a protein of 309 amino acids. Gene Ontology annotation, biological process: protein-DNA covalent cross-linking repair; reticulophagy. The record is from RefSeq and is a predicted model, not a curated record. Gene Ontology annotation, cellular component: autophagosome membrane; endoplasmic reticulum membrane; nucleus.